AAGCGAAUCAAUAAAGAACUUUUCCAGAUUUUCACAAUAGCCGGCAGUGAAGUCGACGCGCCGCGAUACAGAGCGAUUAGUUAGUUAUUCUUAAGCUUUUCCCUCCGCCGGACUGGACUCGAACCACGGCAACAGGCAUGCACCUUCCUCAGCAAGCUUUCAUGUGAUAUUGCUGUGGAGUUUGUCGUUAUUUCUCUAAAUGGUAUAUACUUUGACAACUCUGGGAGGGUAAUCUGCGUAGAGGAGCAGGAGGUGGAGGUUCCUCUGACAAUGAAAGGAAUGAACAUAUGGUGUUUCCAAAACCAGAGACCAUAGAUUUCGACUUGCCCUGUGACACCUCUUAUCCUCAGCAGUUUGGUGACAAUGCAGCUAGUUCUUCUGGAAGUAAUGUGAAGUCAUUGUUGAUUGAGAUGGGUUUUACCCCUACUCUUGUUCAGAAAGCCAUUGAUGAAAAUGGUGAAGAUGAUCUUGAGUUGUUGUUAGAGACUCUUACUAAGAGUUCUGUACCUGAGCAUUCUGAACCCAGCUUUCAUGGGCUAGUGGAACCCAAACCGGAGCCUGAUACUGAAUAUGAAGCCGAUGGUAAAAGGAUGGCGUUACUAGGAAUGAAGUUCCCCGAAAAUCUGAUUGACUUUGCACUAGAUAGGCUUGGUCACGGCGCUGAAAUUGAUGUGAUGGUGGACUUUAUUGUUGCUGCUCAACUAGCGGAACAGUUUGCAGAAGAAUCCGAAGACUCACCUGAUGACACUGAAAUUAAUGAAGAAGAUGAAGACGUCAUUCCAGUUGCUGCUAGAGAACCUGAGGUUCCCAAUGAAGUAUUGUUCGAAACAAUGGACAAAACUUUGCAUCUACUGGAAAUGGGAUUCUCUAACCAUGAGAUAUCAAUAGCAAUUGAAAAAAUAGGUACAGAAGGUCAGAUCUCUGACCUCGCUGAGACAAUUGUUACUGGUGAAGCUCCUGGUGUCAUUCCUAAGGACCUUGAAGAAAUAGAAAAGAAAGUUUCAGCGGCUCCUGCGGCUACAUGUCUUUCAAAGAGUUGGAGAUUUCUUGGUGCUGGUGCAGAGAAAGUAGACAGUGGUAGAGGUUCCUCAAGUGGCACUUCUGAUGUAAAACCAGAUCCUGGUACUGACCCUCUUCCUUUCCCCGCCACUGCCAAUGUGGGAGAGACCUCAAGGGGUAAAAGACUAAAAGACGAAGAUGAUAAUGCCUAUAUAGACGAGUUUUCUGACUUUGAUGACAGAGGCAAAAGGCCAAGACCCGAAUAUAUGGAAACCCCUUGGAUGCAAGAUGAUAAAGAUACCACAUACGGAUUUCCAAGUGCAAUGCAGCCACGUUUGUCCCAAAAGCUUUCCCCAGAUGUAGCCACACGACCUUAUUUCUUAUAUGGAAACUUAAGUGAAAUCUCUCCGAGGUGGUGUUCUACGAUCUCAAGUUUCUUGUUCGGUAUUCAACCUGAGCAUGUAGAUACUCGGUUGUGUUCACCGCUCCGCAGGACAGAAGGGUACGUGCACAAUCUUCCCGUUGAAAACAGGUUCAACAUCCUUCCAAGGCCACUGUUAACUAUACAAGACGCAAUGCCACACAUGAGGAGCUGGUGGCCACAAUGGGAUGUCAGAAAGCAUCUGAGCAGCGUUGCAUGUUCUGAUAUACAACAUGCAACUACUCUUUGCGAAAGACUUGGACGUCGUCUAGCUGAAUGCAAGGGAAAGCCUUCUCAACAAGACCAGACUAUAAUACUCCGACAUUGUCACACCUCUAAUCUUAUCUGGAUUGCUCCAAACAUCCCCUCACCUGUAGAGCCUGAACAUCUAGAGUGCAUCAUGGGAUAUCCAACAAACCACACCAAGAUCGGUGGUGGGAAAUAUGCUGAGAGGUUGAAGCUGUUUGAGUUCUGUUUCCAAACAGACACGUUGGGUUACCAUCUCUCUGUCCUCAAGUCUUUGUUUCCUGAAGGGUUAACUGUUUUAUCACUCUUUAGCGGGAUAGGUGGUGCGGAAAUCACGUUAAACCGACUUGGAAUCCAUCUCAAGAACGUAGUCUCUGUUGAGCACUGUGCACUGAGCCGUAACAUACUGAAAAGAUGGUGGCAGAGUUCAGGACAAACCGGAGAGCUUGUGCAGAUUGAAGCGAUUAGGAGCUUAAGUACAACUAAGCUCGAGGCUUUGAUGGAGAGAUUCGGUGGAUUCGACUUUGUCAUUUGUCAGAACCCACCAGUACCACCAGAUCUGUCACAAGAAACCGCAGGAAGCGAAGCUCGUGAUUUUGAUUACUCGUUGUUUAACGAGUUUGUUCGUGUCACAAAACGUGUCAGAGUUGUCAUGGAGUCAAACUGAUGAAGUGCCUUUACGUCCUCAAACAACAUGGAGAGUGGAGACUUGUCUCAUCGCAAAGUUAGUAUCCAUGGUUUUUGUAAUUCUAGACAACUGUUUUUGAAAACUGAUGCUUUCAUUGCAUCCCUCUGUAUGUUCCAUAAUCGGAUCGUAAACUUCUUGUUUUUUUUUUUUAAAUCUUGGUCCUGUUAUGCUA
Messenger RNA from Raphanus sativus (radish), 2526 nucleotides. RefSeq names its product probable inactive DNA (cytosine-5)-methyltransferase DRM3. Gene Ontology annotation, cellular component: nucleus. The transcript has 10 exons. NCBI's taxonomy places the organism in Eukaryota, Viridiplantae, Streptophyta, Magnoliopsida, Brassicales, Brassicaceae. The record is from RefSeq and is a predicted model, not a curated record. The coding region runs from base 288 to 2333 and encodes 681 amino acids.